This is a messenger RNA of Meleagris gallopavo (turkey), 2643 nucleotides long. It is a transcript of the gene GABRG1, whose product is annotated as gamma-aminobutyric acid type A receptor subunit gamma1. Gene Ontology annotation, molecular function: GABA-A receptor activity; extracellular ligand-gated monoatomic ion channel activity. The record is from RefSeq and is a predicted model, not a curated record. Gene Ontology annotation, biological process: chloride transport; monoatomic ion transmembrane transport; gamma-aminobutyric acid signaling pathway. Lineage: Eukaryota; Metazoa; Chordata; Aves; Galliformes; Phasianidae. Gene Ontology annotation, cellular component: membrane.
GGGGGUGGUGGGAUCGGCAGGGUCGCUGUUCCCCAGCCUCUCCGGAACAAAGUCGGGGACGGGAGAGCGCCCGCACGCCCAUGGACGCGUGGGGGGUGCCCGCAUCCCGUUGGAGUCGGUGCCGCGGGGCUCAGCUGCUGCUGUUGCUGCUCACCUUGCGCCUGGGGAGCGGAGCUGAUAAAGCAGAAGAUGAAGAUGACGAAGACUUAACCGUGAAUAAAACAUGGGUCCUAGCACCAAAGAUUCAUGGCGGGGAUGUGACUCAUAUACUGGACUCCUUACUUCAAGGAUAUGACAAUAAGCUUCGGCCAGAUAUUGGGGUGAGAACUACUGUAAUUGAAACAGAUGUCUAUGUUAACAGCAUUGGCCCAGUUGACCCAAUCAAUAUGGAAUACACCAUAGAUAUUAUAUUUGCCCAGACUUGGUAUGACAGUCGUCUGAAAUUUAACAGCUCAAUGAAAGUCCUUAUGCUUAAUAGCAAUAUGGUUGGAAAAAUUUGGAUUCCAGACACUUUCUUCCGGAACUCAAGGAAAUCUGAUGCCCACUGGAUUACAACUCCAAAUCGCUUACUUCGAAUCUGGAGUGAUGGAAGAGUAUUAUACACUCUAAGACUGACAAUUAAUGCUGAGUGUUAUCUUCAGCUUCAUAACUUUCCUAUGGAUGAGCACUCCUGUCCACUGGAAUUUUCAAGCUAUGGAUAUCCCAGAAAUGAAAUUGAAUACAAAUGGAAGAAAACCUCUGUUGAAGUGGCAGAUCCGAAAUACUGGAGAUUGUACCAAUUUGCGUUUGUAGGGCUGCGAAAUACAACUGAGAUUUCUCAUACCCUAUCUGGUGAUUAUAUUAUUAUGACAAUCUUCUUUGAUCUCAGCAGACGUAUGGGAUAUUUUACUAUCCAGACGUACAUUCCUUGUAUACUCACAGUUGUUCUUUCAUGGGUGUCAUUUUGGAUUAACAAGGAUGCAGUUCCUGCAAGGACAUCUCUGGGUAUUACAACGGUGCUGACCAUGACAACAUUGAGCACAAUUGCCAGGAAGUCACUUCCAAAAGUCUCCUAUGUGACAGCAAUGGAUCUUUUUGUCUCAGUUUGCUUCAUUUUUGUGUUUGCUGCCUUGAUGGAAUAUGGCACCUUGCAUUACUUUACUAGCAACAGGAAAGGGGACAAAGGAAAAGAUAAGAAGGCAAAACCUAAGCCAUCAAAACCAUCUGCAAUUGCUGUUCGACCUGGAUCAACACUAAUUUCAAUUAAUAACAUUAAUCAUCUCCCUGAACGUGAUGAUGAUUAUGGAUAUGAGUGCCUAGAAGGGAAAGACUGUGCUAGCUUCUUUUGUUGUUUUGAAGACUGCCGCACAGGAUCUUGGAGAGAAGGAAGAAUACACAUUCGUGUUGCAAAAAUUGACUCCUAUUCUCGAAUCUUCUUUCCAACUGCCUUUGCAUUGUUUAAUCUCGUUUAUUGGAUUGGGUAUCUUUAUCUAUAAAUUUUACUGGCUAGACAAACUCAGAAAAGAACUGAACAGACAUUAAUGUUUUUCAGAGAAUGGUCAAAGUUUAGAUCUGAUCUAAAAUUACUAAAAUUAGAUAUUUUUAAAAUUUGAAACAAGAUGUUGAUAUAGUCUCCCUCUUGUGAUUAACAAUAGAAAUGAUAUCAGUAUUUUGACAUGAAAAUUGAAAAAUUAACUCUUAAAAUUUAACUUAUCUAUACACACAGCUACUUUUGUCCAGGUCUAACAAAAUACACAGAUGAGAGACUAAGUUGUUGAACUGGACAGUCAAAUCUUUAAAUUUUAAUUCUAAAUGACAAUACUGAUAAAUUUUGUAGCAUCUCUUACAGUUUAACAUAGAAAGCCUUAAUAAAAUGGGACUAGUUAUUCUCAUCCAUUUCAUGUAUAAGAUGAUAAUUUUUAUUAAUUCUUGAUUUUUAAAUAGCUGAUAAAAGUUAAAAACACUUCUAUUUUUCAACUAGACUUUUACUCUCUGCAGUAUGUUAAAAAGAAUGAUAUCAUAGUUAAUCUCAUUCAUAUUUACACAAAGUGCAGAGAUGAGAGCAACAAAUGGUUUUAUCACCAAAAAGCCCACAGAGGUAUUUCUGAGCUUGUCUUAUCCUGGCUAUUGAUGUAAGCUUUUGGCUUUCAGCCUUUGAUUAUGACAUUUAUGACAUUUAUGUCUGUGCUCCAUCUGCUGUUAUAUCACUGUGGUGUGUUCCUCAAAGUUCUCCAAGAAGGCUACAACUUUAAAAAUUCCUACCUAUUUGCCAUUGCUCUAAUUUCAUGGAAGCCAAAUGUUGGAUAAUUGAUUAUGGCCAUUCAGAUAAUCUUUUCACAUCCUCUCCAUUUCCCUCUCCUUUGUCUAAUUCAUACUCAGGGACAGAGAAGGAAUUAUGCUCAACAGACUUUGUAUCAUCAGAAUUAGGAAGAAUCCUUUGACAGUGCUACAGGCUUGUGUUAAAAUCCACUGUGCUAAAUCUCCAUCCCUAAGGGUAAAAUUUGUGACCUGGUAUGCUUUGCAUACAGUACAGUUUUGUAUGUUCUGCUUGUUACUGCGUAUGUUACUCAUUGAACCAAGUCAAGUCAGAUUUACUGAUACUGUGUUCUGGAUUGCUGUAUAAUUACCUCCUUGACAUAUACAAUUCCAUCAGAAAAAAAAAAA